Molecule: messenger RNA, 357 nt
Organism: Prorocentrum cordatum
Lineage: Eukaryota; Dinophyceae; Prorocentrales; Prorocentraceae
Source: the annotation of a GenBank genome assembly
AUGCGGCUGCUGACCUUUGACGAGGCAUUCUGCAUCACCCCCGAGGAGAGUGAGUUGCGCAGGUUGGCCAAGAAGUACAACGUAUCUCUGUUCGAGGUUGAAAGGUGCAAGAUCAUGUUCGACGAGUUGGACGAAAACCGCAGCGGCAGAAUCAGGAAACAGGAGUUCGAUAAAGUUCUUUGCAGGUGCGGCAACAUACCGCGGGACAUCGGCCUCUCCGCCUCGCGCAGACACUCCCUCUGGCUCCUGGCGGAUUCGAACCUGGACGGCAGCAUUGAUUUCGAGGAGUUCUUGAUCUUUAAUGUGAAUUACGUCGCCCCAGGAGCUGAGGGCUUCGCCGACUACUACAGGCGAUGA